Messenger RNA from Chinchilla lanigera (long-tailed chinchilla), 2224 nucleotides. RefSeq names its product protein tyrosine phosphatase, non-receptor type 18 (brain-derived) (gene Ptpn18). Gene Ontology annotation, molecular function: non-membrane spanning protein tyrosine phosphatase activity. The record is from RefSeq and is a predicted model, not a curated record. Lineage: Eukaryota; Metazoa; Chordata; Mammalia; Rodentia; Chinchillidae. The transcript is spliced from 15 exons. Gene Ontology annotation, cellular component: nucleus; cytoplasm. Gene Ontology annotation, biological process: peptidyl-tyrosine dephosphorylation. The coding region runs from base 389 to 1744 and encodes 451 amino acids.
GCUGCAGGAGCUCUCAGGCGGCCAUGCACCGCUGGGCUGAGACCCCACGCAGGCUGGCCCAGGAGGACCGACGAGGGGCACGGUCACCCAUCCCGAGCCGGCACCUGGAGGUCAGCCGGGCGGAUCAGGGUCAGGCCGAAGACGCCACAGGAGUUUGUGGGACGGUGCGGAUUCGAUCUACACGGCGCGGCAACACGAGACAAAACCAAGGGAACAGGGAAGCGCCCGUAGGACUGGCUGCUCUGCGGGACAAAGGUCCCCGAUCGCUGCUGUGGGCAGGGCCAGAGAACUCCGCUGCCAUUGGCCCGGGCGCGCUCCGAGGCCGGCCUCCCCUCGGCCUCGGCCCGCAGCCUCCCAGAGCCCCCAAGCCCCACGGCUCGGCAGCGCCAUGGCCCGCAGCCUGGAUGCGGCGCGGCGCUUCCUGCAGCGGCUGGAGGCACGCGGCGGCCGCGAGGGGGAGGCCCUGGCUCGCGAGUUCAGCGACAUCCGAGCCUGUUCUGCCACCUGGAGGACUGAUGAUGUGUGUUCCACAGAGGUGGGCAGUCUGCCCAGCAAUGUGAGGAAGAACCGCUACAAAGAUGUGGUGCCAUAUGAUCAGACACGAGCGAUUCUCUCUCUGCUUCAGGAGGAGGGCCAUGGUGACUACAUCAAUGGCAAUUUCAUUCGGGGUGCAGACGGAAGCCAGGCCUACAUCGCCACACAAGGACCCCUGCCUCACACUCUGCUAGACUUCUGGCGCCUGGUCUGGGAGUUUGAGGUCAAGGUGAUCCUGAUGGCAUGUCGAGAGACAGAGAAUGGGCGGAAAAAGUGUGAACGUUACUGGCCCCAGGAACAAGAGCUACUACAGAUUGGGCCUUUCUGCAUCACUCUGGCAAAGGAAACAACACUGAAUGCAGACAUCAUCCUGAGGGUCCUCACAGUCAUAUUCCAGAAGGAAUUCCGUUCUGUGCACCAGCUGCAGUAUAUGUCCUGGCCAGACCGUGGGGUCCCCAGCAAUCCUGACACCAUACUCACAUUGAUAGAGGAAGCCCGACGCCUCCAAGGAUCUAGUCCCAGACCCCUAUGUGUCCACUGCAGUGCUGGCUGCGGGCGAACAGGUGUCCUGUGCAUUAUUGAUUAUGUGAGGCAGUUGCUCCUGACCCAGAUGAUCCUACCCAACUUCAGCCUUUUUGAUGUGGUCCUUGAGAUGCGGAAGCAGCGGCCUUCAGUUGUGCAGACAGAGGAGCAGUACAGGUUCCUGCACCACACAGUGGCUCAGAUGUUCUACUCAGCACUCCAGAAAACCAGCCCCCAGUACCAGAACGUCAAGGAGAAUUGUGCUCCACUCUAUGAUGAUGCCCUCUCCCUCCAGACUUCCCCAGCCCUUCCUGCCAGCCCCUGCCCACCUGGCAGGGUCCUCAGGAGCAGCUCGUUGCCGGCUACGCAGACCCUGGCUAUGGCCGACGCCUACGCAGUGGUGCAGAAGCGCUGUGCCCGCGGCGCCGACCUGGAGCGACGGGAGGGCAGCACGGCCGAAACGCCGCUCUAUAGCCAGGUGACACCGCGGGCGCAGCGGCCGGGGGUACACACAGAGGAGGCACAGGGGACGCUGCCCAGCAGCUGUCCUGCUGACCAAAGCCCUGCUGGACCUGAUGCUUAUGAGGAUGUGGCAGAUGGAGCUCAGACUGGUGGGCUAGGCUUCAACCUGCGCAUCAGAAGGCCGAAGGGACCCCGAGAGCCCCCUGCAGAGUGGACCCAGGUGUGAGUGCUGCUCCUGUGCCUGCCUCUUGCUCCAAAAGAGUACUUUGCUACCAGUCACAGCUCUGCCUUUUGAUGUGUUAAGAAUGAGAAUGCUGGAUCAAAACAAGAUUCUCAGGGUGGGACAUGUGAAGGCUUUGCCUCAUUGAUUACUGCAGUGGGGGGGGAGCUGCAAAUGCAUACAUUGAAUCUGUAACCCCCAGUGUGAUACUAUUUGGACUAAGUGACUUUGGGAGGCAAUUAUAUUUAGAUGAGCUCAUAAGGGUGGGGGCCCAUGAUGAGAUUAGUACCCUUCUAAGAAGCAAUAUCAGAUCAGAAAGCCUGCUUCUCCUUUCUUUUCCUGCCACGAGAGCAUCCAUCUAGGUAGCACUGUAACAAACCAAUCAGAGGUUCUCGCUAGAACCUGACAUGCUGGCACCAUGAUCUUGGCUUAGGAGAAAAUAAAUUAUGAGAAUUAUGAGAAAAUAAAUUUCUGUUAUUUACACUA